AACGGUACUCUAUCCGGGAUCCCGGCUGCUUUUUAUCGCACAUAUCCGCCUUGGGCCUGCCGUCCGUUAUCGCCCUCGCACCCAUGUCCGGCAAAAGUCCGAUGAUCUGAUCGAGGACCUCGAGCACGAACUAGGUGGCACUGUGACGGAGUACCUGCGAGUCCGCGUGGCAUACUGCCACUCUGGAUUUCCCCAGAGGCAGAAACAGACGACGGCGACGGUAAACAGCACGGUGCCAGAUGGCAUCGCCAGUAUCCAAACCACCAUCCAGACCACGGCUACCGCAACUAUCAAGCGGCACAAAUCCACUUGACCAUGGUCGGCACCGCCCUGCACGCCGCGCCCAACCGCCUAUUCGAGGUCAUUGCCUCGCACUGGGGGCCUGAGAACGCGCAUGCCGUGAUGCAGCGAGUUAUACGGUCCAGGACAACCCCGUCUAGCGUAACAAACAGGCCUCCCAACGUUCCACCGACUCUCCAGCCCAUGCCACUCCCCCACGGACAAAAUACCAUUGAUGAGCGCCAUCAAGAACCCAAAACCAGCCAACAAUCCUCCCUCCCCCGUACCAGUGCCGGUUCCCGGACGGGGCCGGAGACGGGAAAACGGCGCGGGCUUGAGGGUAAAUGGUCGGUGGGUGAUGCGGCCCCUAUGGGGGAUGUGACAAGGGAUGGCGUAAGCAAGGGUAAGGGGUCGGAGGUGGGAAUGGUUGGGAAGGGGAGCGGGAGCGUAAGGACGAGGAAGGGCAAGGGGAAGGAGAGGGGGUGGGGGUGGUCUAGCUGGUGGCAGUAAUGUAUAGAUUGGGCAUUUUCUUUUACAUCACUUGAGUUUGGCUGUCGAAUAUGUAGUUAGAGUCAUGGGCAAAUAGCCAACCUUUUAUCUCACUUUCUUGCCUCCGGGU
Molecule: messenger RNA, 898 nt
Organism: Chaetomium fimeti
Lineage: Eukaryota; Fungi; Ascomycota; Sordariomycetes; Sordariales; Chaetomiaceae
Exons: 2
Coding region: 316-789 (157 amino acids)
Source: RefSeq, a predicted model, not a curated record